Kuraishia capsulata CBS 1993 is the source of this 1053-nucleotide messenger RNA. RefSeq lists its product as uncharacterized. Gene Ontology annotation, cellular component: cytoplasm. The coding region runs from base 1 to 1053 and encodes 350 amino acids. NCBI's taxonomy places the organism in Eukaryota, Fungi, Ascomycota, Pichiomycetes, Pichiales, Pichiaceae. Gene Ontology annotation, biological process: NADPH regeneration. Gene Ontology annotation, molecular function: oxidoreductase activity; nucleotide binding. The record is from RefSeq and is a predicted model, not a curated record. The transcript has a single exon.
AUGUCUUCGCAAUUACCGCUUAAAGUUGCUAUCAUCGGAACAGGUAUUUUUGCCAAAAACGAGCACCUGCCCUCUUUUCAAAAACUUCCCCAUCUUUUCAAGGUGCACGCCUGUUACAAUCGCUCCCGUGGAAAAGCUGAAGAGUUUGCAAAACUUGCAGGAAUUACAACCAUAUAUGAAUCCUUGGAGGAUGCUUUCAAGGACCCAGAAAUCGAUGUGGUUGAUGCGUUGCUUCCUGUAGAGUAUAACGAAGAGGUUGUUGCGCUAGCUGUGAAGUACAACAAGCCACUUUGUUUCGAGAAACCGAUUGCUGCCACUCUCGCCGCAGCUCAUAAGAUAGUUGACCUUGCCGCGACCCCUGAGGCACCUCUUAUUGUGGUUUUGGAGCAAUGGGCGUACUAUAAGGCGAUCCCCUUGAUUAAAGAGAAGCUGGAAAGGAUUGGAAACGUGGUGUCGUUUGCGUAUUCGUCAACCGGUCAGUUCAAUUUCAAUAACAAGUAUCUUGCGACCACUUGGAGGCAAAAACCAAAGCAUGUCGGGGGCUUUUUGUCCGACGGAGGAGUUCAUCAGUUGGCUCUGCUAACGGGUAUUCUUGGGCCAGUUGCAUCGGUUUCUGCCCGCUCUAGACAAGUCCGUGAGCAGAGUGGAACGGACGAUGUGGCCUACUCUCUCUUCACGACGGAUUCGGGGGCCAUUGGAUCGUUCACCUAUGGAUCUGCGUUUGGAAACACUGCAAAGACCUGCUACUUCCAGAUUUUGGGCGACAACGGGUCAAUUUACUACGAUUUUUCACCCGGUUCGAAGCCAACUGUGACCGCACGCUACGGAGGAGCCACUCCGGAAUCGAAAAACUCGGAGGAAACCAUAGUUAUAGAGGACGAAAACUUCGGAGCAUCGCAGGAGUUGAAGCUUUUCGGCGAGGCGCUGAUAUCGGGGGACUCAGCAAAUUGCAUCACUGUUCCUGAAUUGACUUUCCACCAUCUUGCAAUUGUUGAUGCGAUUGUGAACUCCAAUAAGGAAGGUGGAAAAGUGAUUGAUGUGGAGAAGCUAUGA